Hemibagrus wyckioides is the source of this 1634-nucleotide messenger RNA. It is a transcript of the gene tmtops2b, whose product is annotated as teleost multiple tissue opsin 2b. The record is from RefSeq and is a predicted model, not a curated record. Gene Ontology annotation, biological process: G protein-coupled receptor signaling pathway; visual perception. The transcript is spliced from 4 exons. Gene Ontology annotation, molecular function: G protein-coupled receptor activity. Bases 89 to 1171 code for a protein of 360 amino acids. Gene Ontology annotation, cellular component: membrane; photoreceptor outer segment. NCBI's taxonomy places the organism in Eukaryota, Metazoa, Chordata, Actinopteri, Siluriformes, Bagridae.
CUUACAAGUUUCUCCUUCUAUUGUGCUUUAGUAAAAGCCGACUCCUCCGUGUUCUCACAUCUGGACUGAGUUCACAUCCAGCUUCAGCAUGACCAAUAAGGACCUUCUCACUUUUCUGGACGUCAAUUCUUCAGUGCCGAAGCUCUCCCCUGCGGGCUUCGUCGCGCUCUCAGUCUUUUUGGGUUUUAUAAUGACUUUCGGCUUUUUGAACAACUUCGUCGUCUUGGUGCUUUUCUGUAGAUUUAAGAAGCUGAGGACGCCAGUGAACAUGCUCCUGCUGAACAUCAGUGUGAGUGACAUGCUGGUGUGUUUAUGCGGCACGACCCUGAGCUUUGCGUCCAGUGUGCGCGGCCGCUGGCUGCUGGGGAGGAGCGGCUGCAUGUGGUACGGCUUCAUCAACUCCUGCUUCGGUAUUGUGUCUCUAAUAUCCUUGGUGAUUUUGUCUUAUGAGCGCUACAGCACAAUGACCGUGUAUAACAACCGGGGACCAAACUACCGUAAGCACUUGCUGGCAGUUGGGGGCUCAUGGCUGUACUCUUUGAUUUGGACAGUGCCACCCCUACUGGGCUGGAGUAGUUAUGGGUUAGAGGGAGCUGGCACCAGCUGUUCAGUGACAUGGACUGAUCACUCCUCUGAAUCCCAUGCCUACAUUAUCUGCCUGUUCAUCUUCUGCUUGGGUCUGCCAGUGCUGGUGAUGGUGUACAGCUAUGGCAGGCUGCUAUACGCUGUCAAACAGUUAGGGAAGAUUCGUAAGACAGCUCGAAGGAGAGAUUACCACCUGCUGAUUAUGGUCAUCACCACGGUGGUGUGUUAUCUGCUGUGUUGGACACCGUACAGUGUUGUGGCCAUAAUGGCUACUUUUGGCCCACCGGGAAUCAUUACACCUGUUGCAAGCAUAAUUCCCUCUGUACUUGCCAAGAGCAGCACAGUCAUCAACCCAGUUAUAUACAUCUUCAUGAACAAACAGUUCUACAGAUGUUUCCUGAUGCUAUUAGGAUAUAAAGAAAGGUCAGCACUGACAGAAGGUCAGUAUUUAACCACCAAGAACACCGUGAUCCAGCUGGGAAGCAUCGUGCACAGAGAUCCAGAGUCCUGUACAGCACAUGAGCCUGCCUUAAUGCAGGAACACAGAUGUAGCAUCAUCGUUACGGAGCCCAGCAGCACAACCUAACUCCUAUGGUGAUGCAUACCACAGUCUCUGCUCAGUCUCUGUGACUCCGUCAAGAACUUUCUGGAUUUGUGGUGUCUUUUUUUGUCGUAUUCUUUAUUUUGUGUGUUGACAGUGGUGUUCCAGACACUACUUUUCUACUUUAUUAGACAACGUCUCAUUUUUCUCAACUUCUGUUGCCUAGCGACUUUUUCAACUCUAUGGUAGUCAGUUAAGAAUCGUUCCCUUGUGAUAACAGACAGAAAUAGACACUAAUUUUCUAUAUAAUAAGAGGCACAGUUUAUUUAUGUGCAUGGUUUAUGUGCCAGCAGGUGGACUGAUGUCUCUAAAUUGCAGCUAGGUGUGAAAGUUUGUGUGUAUGGUGUCCUGCAAUGGAGGACAGAGCAUAUUCUCCUUACACCCAGUGCUCCUAAUAUAAGCCCUGUAUCCACCAGGACCUUGAUCAGGAUAAAGCUGAAGAUGAUUA